Molecule: messenger RNA, 927 nt
Organism: Cooperia oncophora
Lineage: Eukaryota; Metazoa; Nematoda; Chromadorea; Rhabditida; Trichostrongylidae
Source: the annotation of a GenBank genome assembly
CUGGCUUCUUCCUUACUCCAGUCAACCUUCUUUCUUUCUUUCCUGGAUGCAGAUACUGAGAGCUUUCUCGAAGAUUCCUUUGCAACGAGCAAUUCGCUCUGUUUACAGCUCUACUAUGCCUUUUUCUCAUUCCUUAUGUCAUUUUUUCUGUCAAAAACCAGCAUCAAUGGUUUACUGCAUCGUGGAGGAAUGUUCCUGUUUUCGACUAAUCAGCUGCAAGAAUUUCUGGAUAUUCCUACUGGUUGGAAUCCUGAAAAUAAGCAGCUACUUGAUCUUGGUGCUGGAGACGGUGGAAUCACAAAGAAGCUGUCGGCGUUCUACUCAAAAGUCUACGUAACUGAAAUGUCGCAGGCACGAACUUCAGGUUUUCCAGCUGUUUAUCUUCGUUUAUUCGGGUUUAGGAGAUAUAUUACAGUAAUGUCUUUGCCGUGUGUGGUAAUGCGGUGGCGACUCCGCAAUGAAGGUUUCCAUGUUGAAGACGUCGAGCAAUGGAGUUCAUCAACACGUCGGUACGACAUAAUAUCGGCCCUUAACCUCCUCGAUAGGCACUACAAUCCACGGAAAUUACUGCGAGAUCUUCAUUCACUGGCUCUUCGAUCGAAUUGCAACGUUUUGCUAGCAGUAGUUCUGCCUAUCCAUCAAUACGUGGAAUUUCAUCCAUCCCGUAAAACUACGAAAGCCGACGAGAAGUUGGCUGUAGAAGGGCGCACUAUUGAAGAGCAGGCCUCGUUCCUGGUUGCAAGGGAAUUUUAUCCUGCAGGUUUUGAACUAGUACGAUGGACAAAACUUCCUUACCUUUGUGAAGGAGAUUACUACAAGCCUUUCUACGUCCUGAAUGAUGUCGUUUUCUUACUGCGUCCCAUGCAUACUGGUGUAGAAGAAAACUCACAAUCUGCCGAUUCUAUAUAUGUACAUCAUGAGCUAUAA